AUGGAGCCAUCUCAGUCACCCCUCCCACGAUGGGCGCAGCAUCCGUUCGACAACCCUGUCGCGAACAUCAUCCUCCACUCCGACAACAUCGACUUCUGCGUCCACAGCGUCAUUUUGUCUGAAGCUUCAAGGACAUGUUCAGCCUCCAGCAGCCCGUCGUCGACCAUACCAAAUGCAAUGGCGGGGACAAGUACAGAGAUGGCCGCACUGGAUUGA
Messenger RNA from Sparassis crispa, 216 nucleotides. RefSeq lists its product as hypothetical. The record is from RefSeq and is a predicted model, not a curated record. Bases 1 to 216 code for a protein of 71 amino acids. The transcript has a single exon. NCBI's taxonomy places the organism in Eukaryota, Fungi, Basidiomycota, Agaricomycetes, Polyporales, Sparassidaceae.